CUUUGAAGGACAUUGAGGUUGACAGGUGAUCAUGGCGUUUGCAAGUAAGUAAUCGUAUUACAAAGUGGAAAUUACAUGGCCGCGCAGAGAUACGGAAUUUUUCUAAGUUCGAUUGAGCUCUUCACGAAUUACUCGUGAGUAAAACGAGUAAAAUUUUGUCAACACGAGAAGAGAAAUUUCGUAUCUUUAUGGCAAGCCGAUUGUAGCAUUAUUCAACACCUGAAUCCAAUGAAAUUCAAUUUCAAUUCAAUGUCAAUUCAGUGAAGUUCAAUUUCAAUCCAAUGAAAUUCAAUGUCACUUCAGUGAAAAUAAAUUCAGUUUUUAAUUUGAAUUCAAUGUCAGUUCAUUCAAUUCAAUGUCAAUUCAAUGAAAUGCAAUGUCAACUCAAAGAAGUUCAAUUGCAAUUCAUGUCAAUUCAAUGAAAUUCAAAUUCGAUUCAAUUUCAAUUCAAUGUCAAUUCAUUUUCAAUAUUCAACUUCAAUUCAAUGAAUUUCAAAUUAAGUGCAAAGCGUCAUGGUUCUUGCAAAGCACUGCGGAUCUUAUACAUACGGGAAUCACGCUCUUCCAGCUCUUCUUGCCAUUUGCAGGUAAAAUGGAGAAGCAGCUUUGAAGUCUUGCUGCUUUCCUGGGUGAAUGUUCUAGAAUAGUUUCCCAGGUCUUGGAUAGUAGUGAUUCAAGCUCAAAUGGCAAUGUGACACAGAUUUUACUAGCAAAUAGCAGAAGAACAGCCAGCAAUGUUUCAAGUGCCAUUGAACGAGCUCGAUCUAUGCUUGAACGUAGUAGAAACAGAGGGCUGUGUUCUCGCUUAAAUAAAAGGGAACGACUCCCAGACAUUCUAACCCUCCCGAUUUGAUUGAGAGUCUCCCUAUUUGUCGUGUUGUCUCCCACUCCCCCAAUUGUUAUCAGAUCCUCCCGAGUUAUCCUGAAAUUCUAAAAACAAGGAAAAAAAUGGCUAAUCUUUAGUAAAAUUUUGGGAUCUGAGGGUAAAACAUUUCAUGUUACAUUGUGAUGAGAAUAAAGACCUUAUAGAAUAACUCAGAAAUGAUGCUAAAGUGCAGAAAAAGGCGCUUGAGAGAUACUAAAUUUGAAAAAUUUUAUGGGGGGCAUGCCCCCAGACCCCCAGGGCUAGAGGCUUGUGCUUUCAGCACUUGCAUCAGCUCUUUGGAGGCUAACAAAAACCCCCCUUUUUUUUCCUCAGAAGGGGUUGGAAUGCCUGGACUCUGAGCAUCCUCCUCUUCUCCAAGUCUUGGUAGUAACCGAGGAAAUUGAGAAAGCAAAAGAACCUGGCAAUCAAAACCAUUUGAGAUUCGCUCUCCUCUACGAAGCGAGAAUAUAGCCGUCUGUGUCUACUGCUUUGAAGCAUAGAUCAAGCUCAUUCGACUGCACUUGAAACAGUGCUGGCUGUUCUCCUGCUAUUUGCUGGUAAAACCCGCGUCAUGUUUAGCCUGAAUUUCAUGCGAUUACUUCGAGUUGUUAUUACUCCCUCAGUAACGUCUGAAUCGACCGGCCUUUAAUGCCGUCCAGUGAUGUCGCCUGUACGGAACAUGCAGAUCUGCAGACUGGUCUUUCUUUCGUCUGCUCAACCGUCUUCAGCAGGCCUGCAGAUCACUUGCCUGAAAUGUCUGCAGUUAGUAUGCAGUUGGUCUGUAUUAAGUGUGCAGUUCGAUUUUAUUUAGUCACGGAAAGGUGAACACAAAAAGUGGAUCGGUUCUAAAAGUAUCCCUUCACUGUCAGUGAGCUGCAAGUUAAAAGGUGAAUGACAGACCUUUAGGUCUGCAGAUUGACUGCAGCAAAGUGAAUGGAGUAUUAGAUGUCAGCUAAAAAUAUACGAAGAAAACAACACGCUGCAAGCCAAAAGGUGACCUAAAGGUGACCUUUAUUUAAGAAUGGAAAGAGGCAUCGAGAGAGUAACUUAAAAUUAUCUUUUUUAAAAAUAAAGAGAAUAACAGCGAUUGCUCUUAUACAUAAAGUUUACACGGACAGCAGGCAAAUGAUAUUUUGAUUCGUUGCAAUGCAUGGGCUAAGCUGGACAUUGCUCACCUUGACGUUUUGUCCAUGAUCGACGAUCUUCUACACUUUUUUCAUGAAAGAAAUCAACCCAAUUUUACUUUGGUCGUCGUUAAAUUUUACAAAGGACUAAGGACCGAACAUUACCACGAGCGUAUAAGAAUCUUGUAAGUGCGAAUUACCCCAUCUGAGAUUCUUGUAUCUGUGUUGCUUGCUCUGGUUCGAUUCGUCGAUACUUAGCGUAGAAGUCACUGUUCAGUGCGUUGUUUGCAAAUACGUUUGAGCAGUUCCAUCCAAAAACUUUAACAGAACUUCCAUCUCGAAACAGAACUAGAUGCAAAAACACUUAGACUGUUUGCGCCUUUCAUUCAACCGUCGCAAAUGUUUGGGAUCCCGUGUUUGUCUAGAGAUGUAAUGGGAUCUCAUGUAAGAGGACUGACCAAUUAGAUCACGGCCUAGAAUGUCUCCAGGGAAUUAGCGAUAACAUUCCCACACUUGCCGGUCACGGAAUAAAAUUCAUUGAAAGCAUAGAAUUUGAAGGUUUAUUCAAUAAGUGAUCUUCCUUGAGCACAAGCUUACUCACAUUUCUUAGAGGUACAGUCAACGUUUUCGCGUUAUAAAAGCCGUAAUCUGUGCCAAGGCUUUAUCUGGCGAUUCAUGUUAUUGGCGCUCAAGAAAGUCAGAUCGACCGCAGCUGAAUUGUAGCGACGUUACUGCAGCUACUUCGCAGCGUUUGAAAGUCGGCAACUGCGCUGCAAAAGUGCUGCCGAGAGCUUCAAAGAACCUUCAAAGGCUGCACAGCGCUAAUUUGCAGCCCGCUGCAACUUGAAUGAAGCUGCUGUUUGGCUUCUAAAAGGCUGCUGAACAGCUGUAAUUUAGCUGUACAGCUAUUUUGAAGCGAUUUUGUGGCACUGUACAGCACUGCAAGUUUCGUGCGGGUGGUUGUCUGCACAGCGUCUACUGCAGAUCAAGUGCAGACAUAAUAAUAGAUCCUUACUGCAUAAUCACCAAAAGUCACGAAAGGUCUGCAACAGACUUGCUGCAAACAAGAUAAAAGGCAACACACAGUCAAGGAAGAAGUCAUUUUCAUGAGAUGUCUGUCACAGACAGUAUGCAGACUUGCAGACUUCAGUUUUGUGUCAAAUUGGUCUGCUGUAUGACUGAACAGACCUGUGACAGACCUGAGAAAGGCCUUCGGCAGAUCUGCAAGUUACGUACGGGACUCACUACUCCUUGACCUUUGCUUUAAUUCAUGCAAAAAGUAAAACACAAUUUUCAAGUGGCAAACCGAGAAAUAUCUUUUGGAAAGGUCUGCAUGAUACAGAACUGCUUUAUUUUUUUAGAUCGUAAUUCAUGUUUAACAUUCAAACUAUCAACUGCAUGCAGCACAACUCCGGUUGUACUAAAUUCUACAAUCAAACUCGGUCGCAAUCACGCAAUGAAAUAAACACACACACAGAACACGUAGUUCAAAAACACAAUGAUUUGUUUUAAUUGAAAAGAUGCUAUUUGGUCCUUAACGAAGAAAAAAGCAACGAGACAGGAAAGAAAAGCUAACAGAAUCAUUACUGUUGACGGUAAAAAUAGCAAGAAGGUCGAAUUAUAACAUUGAUCUCAGAAAACUGCGCGUAAACGAAAUCACCGGCCGCCGAAACCACAAAACGGCUGUAAAUGAAAAACCUACUGACUCUCCCUCCGCAAUGAUUCUUCGUUCGCAGUUCAAUUUAGCAUUUCAGUUUUGAAGACAAGGGCAAUUUUGCUGUUUAAGAUAAAGAUUGCGCUUAUCGAAAUGAACUUUGAACUAAACAAAAGGAUGCCAGGGAUGAGAUCCGCUGAAAAUCAAGUGACAAUCCCGCUAAAAUUUUUCAUAAUUAUACAUAAUUAUGGGAAUGUUUAGACAAUCAGCCAAUCAAAACCACUACCCGGUUUUCGGGUAGUGAGUGACGUCACUGGACGGCAUUAACGGCCGGUCGAUUCAGACGUUGUUGAGAGGAGAAAACGACUCAAAGCAAUCGGAUGAAUUUCGGGCCAGUGUCAUGUUGCCAUUUGAGCUUGAAUCACUACUAUCCAAGACCUGGGAAACUAUUCUAGAGCAUUCACCCAGGAAAGCAGCAAGACUUCGAAGCUGCUUCUCCAUUUUACCUGCAAAUGGCGAGAAGAGCUGGAAGAGGGUGAAUUCCGUAUGUAAGAUCUACGAUGCUUUGCAAGAACCAUGAUGCUUUGCAGUUAAUGAUUGAAAUGACAUUGAAAUUCAUUGAAUUGAAGUUGAAUUGAAAUUGAAUUGACAUUGAAUUUCAUUGAACUGACACUGAAUUUCAUUGAAUUGAAAUUGAACUUCAUUGAAUUGACAUUGAAUUUGUCUUAUCUUUUAUUUAUCAUAUUAUUCAUUAUUUAUUAUAUUUUUAUGUUGUGUCCCCAAUUAGCGUCAGCUAAAUACAUCGACACAUGAAUAAAGUUCAUCAUCAUCAUCAUCAUCAUCAUCAUCAUCAUUCAAUUGACUUGGAAUUUCAUUGUCAAACUGAAAUUGAAUUGAUACUGAAUUCCAUUGAAUUGAAAUUGAAUUUCAUUGAAUUGACAUUGAAUUUCAUUGAAUUGACAUUAAAUUUCAUUGAAUUGAAAUUGAAUUCAAGUGUUGAAUAAUGCUACAGUCGGCUUGCCACAUAUCUCCAAGCGACCUUGCAAUUUUCUUUUCAUUAUGUAAAAGCCUCACAAUACAACAAUAGGGUACUUUAUUCUCUCCUGCCCCUUAAAAAACAAUUAAAUUCCUAUGUUAACUGAAGAUAAGUACUAAAGCUAACAGUAAGUUCGCGAUUCCAAUCUACUUUUUUAAAAACAAAGAAAAGAGGGACGCUACUCUCUAUCUGGGCUAAUGCAGAUGUCAAGAGUUAAAAAAUAGACAUACAUGUAAACAUACUUUAUCUGUUAACGCUUGUUGGAGUAGGCAGCCAGAGGCUGAUGGGGAGUCCUGCCUCCUAACAAUAAAAACGUUGUAAAAAAAAAAUCGUCGUCAUAUCCGCACUUGAUCCUCGCAGAAACCCAAGAUGAGAAAAUUGUUCCAUCGAACAAAAUCCUUUUACGAGUCUUCCGCCUAGACUGAAGCUUCGCUGAGUUUUUGGCGAAGAUUUUCUUGUGGCCACUUCCUGACCUGCAGCCGCUAUGAGAGGACAUUUUGUUACCUUCAAACAGUUGACCUCAAAUAAGCUGUUGAUCAGAGUACAGACUGUAAUUGAAACAAAAACACAGUGAAACCUUCUAAAAGGGCUGUACAAUAGUAAUGGACGUAUAACUCUGCGAACUGUUAAUGGAUGGCUGAGAUAAAUAACAAUAAACUCUUGAUAUUGAAUCACCCGCAGAACUUGAAAAAGUUGGUGAACGUUUUCAAGAUGUAAUGCUUCGUCGCGCACAUGCGCAGUGUGUGACAUAGCCCCUUUAAUGCAACUUAGAAGAUCUUGAAGCAAGCCGAGCCUUUUGAUCCCACUUCAAAUCGCUGUAAUUUGUGCCUGUGGGAAAAAAAUUUUAUCAUUUGCAGACUCUACCUGGUGAGCUUGUAACUUCCUGCAGGCAUACGCUCAAAUUCUUCUUAGCAGCUUUACAUCUUCUGUUGUCACGCAAUAGUUUAUGAUUCAAAUUCUGUGUACGCAUUUGUUGUCUGCGCAUAUGUUGUGAUGAACUCUUAAUUGGCAAUUUUUUUAUCAAAACUAAGUAGUAAAAGUAAAAGUAUACAGAGAACUGUCAAACAUAGCAAGGGACAGGGAAGCCCUUCAAUUUGAUGUCCAUCAGUUACUAUCCUAGCUGGGCAUUUAAAUGGCAACUACUCUUUAAUCCCGAUAAAUGUGAAGUUUUACGUAAUCACACAAAUAAGACUUCUCCCUCCCUACAUACUCAUUGAGUACGAGCCUUAAAAGUGUAAAGUGCAUAAAGGAUUUGGGCAUUAUGGUUUCUUCGGAUUUAUCCUGGAGCGAACAUGUUAACAUGACCGUUAAUUAGGCCAACAAAUUAUUGGGUUUGGUUCACAGAACAGUGGGCUCGUCGAAUCCCGACCACGCUUUCUCUACGUUAUAAAAAUCUGUCGUGUGCCCGGUUCUUGAACAUGCUGCUCCGGCCUGGAUCCCAUAUUUGGUUGAAGAUGUGCUUGCAUUAGAAAGAGUUCAGCAAGCCAGUCUCGGCUUCCUCUCGGGCAAAAACGUGGUGAGAUGGAAUUAUUACAAAGAUCGUUUAAGGAAACUGAAGUGGCCUACACUUGAAACAUGUAUUUUUUUUCUUUCUUUAGUUGAAUGCUAUAAGAUCGUUUAAUUUUGACAUGAACAAAAUUAUCUUUGACGACCUUUUUGAAUUUACCAAGUGCAAUUCAACCCACGCUAACCAUUCGUAUAAACUAUUAAUGUUAAGCCAGUAAAGUGUAAUCCAUAUAAAUAUUCUUUUCCUAUCCGAAUUGUACGGGGGACUAAGAUGUUAAUGUUACUUUGUUUAAAGUAUACAAGUUCAUAUUCAUGUCCCCCCAACAACCUUGUUGAAAACUGUCUUCCACGUUGUCACUUCUACCUUGUCGCUUUCGAGUUGUUGCUAGAGAGAAAGAACAUGGCAGCCAUGUUCACGAAGCUGUUGUGCUUGCAUGCACUUUUUCUUCUCUGUAUAUGUCUGUUUGUACUUUGUACAAUCCCGUCUAUUCCAGAUAGUACUGUUACGGGUGCAUAGAAGCCUUUUUUCUGUCCCAUAAACCUAGACUGAAGUUAGCAACAAUUUAGAGUUUACAAGUUUAUUUUUUUAAAUAAAAAUUUAGAAGGAAACAAUUUAAUGAUGGCUAUUGUGGAGUAAUUAUGUCAAAGCCAGCUACGCAUACUUGGGUGUCUUGAAAAUAAAGACCCCAAAGACUCCCAAAACUUGAAAACAAAGACCCCCCAAUCUCUUUUACAUUUUUUUUUUAUGGGAGGGGGAGGGGAGGCCUCUCUUGAACAAUAAUCAGAAAAGUCUUCUGUACUCAGGCGCUCUCUAUUGUUUUUGGCACUUCCCUGCAAAAUUGUCUUUUUGUGAUGGCAGAGUUUGUCGUUAUCGAGGGGGGUGGGGAUGUGGGGUGGGUGGGGGAGAGGGAAUUUGAAAAUAGACUUAAAUAUCGAGUAAUACUAAAUCAUGUGCUCAGAAAUUGUGGAGCCACGUUCAGAUUUUUUUCAGGCCUUCCUUUUUUCUUCCCCUUUCCCCCCAGAAAAGCCUGAUACUCAAGCUAAAUUUAAACUAGCUAUCCAAUCCAUUUACAGUAUGUGAAAUAAACACAUCAUAAAUUGUUGCUAGGUUUAAUCCAUCUGAGUGGAAGGAUGCAAGAGUAACACCUAUUUUUUAAAUCAGGAGCAAGGAUCGAUGCGAAUAAUUACUGACCAAUCUCAGUUCUUCCGCUGGUGUCAAAGAUUAUGGAGCGUGCUAUAUUCAAGUACAAUUCUUGGCUUUUUUGAGAGAACUCGACUUAUUGUCAGACUACCAAUCAGGUUUUCGAAAGAACAUGGUUCGCAUGGGCCUUGAAAAGUCCUUGAAAAAGCAUCACUUCCUUGAAAAGUCCUUCAUUAAAAAAGUGUUUUGCACAAAGGAAAGAUUUGAAAGCACAGCAGUAUGUAAAUUUUCUUAGUGAUCGUGAACGUGUGUUUUCAUAUAAUUUCGGUGUUCCCGCCAUAGUUCAUUUGGCGUUAAUAGAAAUACCCAUGUAGGAACCAUACCUUUCUGGGAGACUAUUGCAAUCAUUGCAAUAAGCAAACCUCCCUCCACUUAUGCAUUUGGACGUAUGGAUAUUUUAAUAUUGUUUUGUUGGAAUCAGUGACGAUGGCAAUGCAGUCAAAAAGGCAGAAGGGUCAGUGUCUGAGGAGAUCGAGGAAAUGAAAAAGAAAAAGCCAGGCUGUGCUUGAAGGAAAAUUGAAGGGAGCCCAGUGCUCUGAAACUGUAAAAUCUAGGGUGCCCAGCAUAUGAUUUGUAUGAAAAAACUAAGAUUUCCUAGUCACUUGAGAGCAAAAGUUAGGCACCAGGGGCCACCGGGCUCUGCUGCUAGAGCACAGCCCUGAAUUGCAAGAGUAGAUUCCAAUAUAAAUUAUUACUGAAACACCAGACAAACUUUGCUUGAAAGCAGAAGCCACAGGCAAAUUAACUUUUGUCACACCAGCCAAUACACUUAGAAAAACUCGCUGUCAAUUGGAAAAUGCAUAAAUUAGCUUACUUGGAUGCAAACAUUUAUAUCAGUUUGCAAAAGCUCAAACAAUAGUCUGGUCAAAUUUUGUCUGUAGUAGACACAAUCUGAACAUUUUUCAUAGGUUUGUAAUUUUACUUCUUCUCAUUCUGUGUUAAAUAAUGCGGAAAAGAUGUCCUUUGGUCCUUGAAAAGUCCUUGAAAAGUACUUGAUUUUUUUCCCCAAAAUUCUGUAUGAACCAUGAAGAUCUAAGCAUUCUACUGAAACUGCGGUAGUUUACCUCACUGAUAAUUUAUAUUUUGGAAAAUAUGGAUAGGCAAAUGAUUACUGGAGCUACAGUUAUUGACUUGAAAAAAGCUUUAGACUUGGUUGACCAUGAAUGUCUGCUUUUUAAGCUAGAACACUACAGAGGUAUCUCAGUUGAUAUAUAUAUCGUGUUGGUAGAUAUAUCAACCAAGAUAUCACUUGCGUGUCGGCCAACAAAUCAAUCUGACAACGCCGACGUCCAUUAAAACGUCUCUGAAAAAUUAAGACUGUGCAUCCUUUUAAUUAAGCUUUUUCGCGAUUAUCCCAAUUUGCCAUGUUAGUUCAAAAAAGGGAAUCUUGUUUGGUGCUGAAGAUAGGUGACCGCGCCUGAUUUCAGACAGAGAUGGUCGAAUUCAUUGCCUUGCCAAUCCGCACUUUGUUUGAAAGCCAGAUCAUUAUUCUUGGCCGAAACAAACUCCACCGAUUUAGUCUGUACACAGAGGCUGCAAUUAAUACAAAGAAGCCUCUGAGAAGUGGGGGGUAGAACAGGUAUACCUGCCCUGCUCAGCAAACGUUACUAACCCAGGUUAAAUUACGUCUGCUAUGCAGGCUACAAUCCACCAAUUCGGUAGCCUAUUGAUUGACAUGUUGGCUGACAAUCGGACAACCACUCUCGCUUGACAUAUCGACUGACAUAUCUUGGUUGAUAAAUUGGCUGACUGUUGGCCGAUAUAUCGCCCAAGAUAUCGGUAGGGUGUCAGGUGACAUAUCCACCGAUAUAUUGGUCAAGUGUCGGCCAAUUAAUGUCAAUUGAUUUUUAUUGACUAAGGGGUGCACAAAUUACAGUCAAGAUCCAGUUUUAGUAAGGUUUAAUAGUCAUUUAAGGAUGUUCUGGGCCCAACUAAGUAUGUUUUCCAGUUCUUGGGGAGUUUGGUCCUGUGCCCUGCAUUCCUGUGUCCUGCGUUCUAUAUGAACUAAUGUGACUAUUCAUUAUUUGUUUUAACAGUGGAAGAGUUAAAGGAGAAACUUAUUCAGGAUAUGGAUAGUGGUGACAGAGGCAAGCACCUUAUCCAUUUUAUCCAAAUUAUGGAAAGUGAGAAGGUUACAAAUUACAGGGAAAUAACGCGUUGGCUAUUAAAUAUGUGUGAAGAAAGCCGCCAUAAAAAGUUUACCCAAGGGGAGAUACGAUGCCUUUGGCAAGUUAUAAUUGCAGGGCAACAACAGGAA
Messenger RNA from Porites lobata, 9643 nucleotides. The record is from the annotation of a GenBank genome assembly. NCBI's taxonomy places the organism in Eukaryota, Metazoa, Cnidaria, Anthozoa, Scleractinia, Poritidae.